Tupaia belangeri chinensis (Chinese tree shrew) is the source of this 6704-nucleotide messenger RNA. It is a transcript of the gene TCOF1, whose product is annotated as treacle ribosome biogenesis factor 1. The coding region runs from base 1 to 4752 and encodes 1583 amino acids. Lineage: Eukaryota; Metazoa; Chordata; Mammalia; Scandentia; Tupaiidae. Gene Ontology annotation, cellular component: nucleolus. The record is from RefSeq and is a predicted model, not a curated record. Gene Ontology annotation, biological process: nucleolar large rRNA transcription by RNA polymerase I. The transcript has 30 exons. Gene Ontology annotation, molecular function: RNA binding; scaffold protein binding.
AUGGCCGAGGCCAGGAAGCGGCGGGAGUGCUCACUCAGCCUCCCUCAGGACAGUGGGGCCUCUGGCCUAGGCCCUACAGGCCUGGAUGACACGGCUUCUGCUUCUACCAAGGAACGGAAAACCUUCCUGACUCAGCCUGUGACCCUCCUGGACAUCUAUACUCACUGGCAACAAACCUCCGAACUUGGCCAGAAGCGGAAGGCAGAGGAGGAUGCGGCGCUGCAAGCCAAGAAGACCCGUGUGUCAGACCCCAUCAGCAGCUCAGAGAGCUCGGAAGAGGAGGAAGAGGCAGAAGCCGCAACUGCCAAAGCCACCCCGAGACUAGCAUCUGCCAACUCCUCAGUCACGGGGACAGAUUUGUCAUCAAGCAUAAAAGGAAAAGCCACGGCGAAGGCCAGCAAGACAGUGAACUCCACGCCACACCCUGCCUCCGGGAAGGCGGUGGCCCACUUCCUCUCUGGGAGGUCCCCCAGGAAGUCGGCAGAGCCCUCGAUGAAUGCAGUCUUGGCCUCAGAAACCGAGGAGGAGGGCAGCGUCCCAGCUCACGGAGCUGCCGCCAAGCCUGGGAUGGUGUCAGCGUGCCAGGCCGGCAGCUCCAGCGAGGACACCUCCAGCUCAAGCGAUGAGACGGACGUGGAGGUGAAACUCUCAGUAAAGCCAGCCCAGGUCAAAGUCCCGCCAGCCCCUGCCAAGGAGUCUCCAGCAAGAAAGGCAGCUCCGGCCACUGGGAAAGUGGGGGCAGUGACACCCCAGGUCAAAGCAGGUGUGCUGACCCCAGCUGUGAGGGCUAAGAGGCCAGAAGAGGAGUCAGACAGUAGUGAGUCUGAGAGUGAGGAGGAGGCCUCUGCAGCGACACCCAGCCAGGUAAAGGCCUCUGAGAAAACUCUGCAGGUCAGAGUUGCCUCAGCUCCUGCCAAGGGGACCCCUAGAAAAGGAGCCACCCCAGCUCCCCUUGGGAAGGCGGGGAAGUCAGAGGGGGACUUGGAGAGCAGCAGCGAGGAGGAGUCGGACAGUGAGGAGACACCGGCAGCUGUGACCCUACUUCAGGCAAAGGCCCCAGUGAAGAACCCCCAGGUCAAAGCUGCCUCAGCCCCUGCCAAAGAGUCCCCCAGGAAAGGGACCCCUCCAGUACCCCCUGGGAAGACAGGGCCUACAGCUGCCCAGGCUCAGGCAAGGAAGCAUGAAAACUCAGAGAGCAGCAGUGAGGAGUCGGACAGCGAGGAGGAGACGCCGGCAGCCGGGACUGCAACCGCAACCCCAGCUCAGGCGAAGCCCUUGGGGAAGAACCUCCAGGUCAGACCUGCCUCCACCACGGGCGGAGGGCCUCCAGUGAAAGGCACUGGCAUGAAGCCCCCUGGGAAGGCAGGUGCUACAGCCCCCUCGGCCCACGUGGGGAAGCCAGAAGAAGACUCGGAGAGCAGCAGCGAGGACUCGGACAGUGAGGGGCAGGCACCUGCGGCUGCAGCCCUGGCUCUGGCCAAGCCCCAGGGGAAAAUUCUCCAGGUCAGGCCUGCCUCAGGUCCCACCAAGGGCCCCUUGGGAGCAGGAGCGACCUUGGUGACCCCGCAGAAGGCACCGUGGCCUGUGACCACCCAAGUCAAGUCUGAGAGGUCCAAGGAAGACUCAGAGAGCAGUGAGGACUCAUCUGACAGUGAGGAGGAGGCUCCCGCAGCCAUGACUCCAGCUCAGGCAAAAGUAGCCCCCAAAACUCCUCAGUCCAAGGCCUCCCCAAGGAAAGGCACCCCCACUACCCCUGCUUCUGCCAAGGCCGGCCCUAUGCGAGUGGGCACCCCAGCCCCCUGGAAAGCAGGAGCAGCAGCUUCUCCAGCCUGCCCAGGCCCAGCUGUGGCCCAGGGUGCCCAGCAGCCAGAAGAGGAUUCCUCCAGCAGCGAGGAGUCAGAGAGCGAGGAGGAGGCGGCUCUGGCCAUUUCAGGGGCACAGAAGUCUGCAGGGAAAGACCUCCAAGGGAAAGCUGCCCCCAUGCCUCCCAAGGGGCCCUCAGGACAAGGGGCCACCCCAGUACACCCUGGGAAAGCAGGGCCCUUAGUCACCAAGGUCAAAGCUGAGGUGCACAGAGACUCUGAGAGCAGCGAGGAGGAAUCAGACGAGAGCAGAGGGGAAGCAGCCAUGAUGCCAGCCCAGGUGAAGGCCUCGGUAAAAACCUCUCCAGCCAAAGCUAGUCCAGCUUCCAACAGAGUGUCUUCACUCAAAGGCGCAACACCAGCUCCCGGCAAAGUUGUCACUGCAACUCUUCAAGCCAAACAGGAGUCCCUGGCCAAGGGAAAGCCUCCAGUGAGACCCCUCCAGAAUGGCGCCGCCUCUGCAAGGGGCCCUGCGUCCCAGCCAGUGGUGCGGAAGGUGCUGACCACAGCAGCCCAGGCCCAGACAGGGCUAGUCCAAAGACCAGAGGAGGACUCAGAGAGCAGUGAGGAGUCAGACAGUGAAGAGGAGGUGCCAGCUCAGGCAAAGACCCCAGGGAAGACCCCUCAGGUCAGAGCUGCCUCAGCCCCUGCCAAGGAGUCCACCCCAAAAGAGACUCUUCCAGCACCCCCUAGGAAGAUAGGGCCUGCAGCCGCCGAGGCUCAGGUAGGGAAGCGAGAAGAUUUGGAGAGCAGCAGUGAGGAGUCGGACAGCGAGGAGGAGACGCCGGGCCAGACGACGACCCCAGGGAAGACCCCUCAGGUUAGAGCUGCCUUGGCCACUGCCAAGGAGUCCCCCCGGAAAGGGACUCUUCCAGCACCCCCUGGGAAGACAGGGCCUGCAGCUGCCCAAGCUCAGGCAGGGAAGCACGAGGACUCGGAGAGCAGCAGCGAGGAGUCAGACAGCGAGGAGGAGACGCCAGCCCAGGUAAAGCCUACAGGGAAGACCUCUCAAGUCAGAGCUACCUCAGUCCCUGCCAAGGAGUCCCCCAGGAAAGGGGCUCCUCCAGGACCACCCCCUGGAAAGACAAGGCCUGCAGCCGCCCAGGCUCAGGUGGGGAAGCGAGAAGACUCGGAGAGCAGUAGUGAGGAGUCGGACAGCGAGGAGGAGACACUGGCCCAGGUCGUGGCCCCUCAGAAGGACAGUAACUCCCAAGCUGCUAGAAGCAAGAGCCUGACCUCAGGACCCCAGGAGAACAACGCGGAGGGGUCCUCCGAAAGCAGUGAUGAGGAGCUACCAUCGGGCCAGGUGAUUAAAACCCCUCUGAUUUUUGUCGACCCUAAUCGUAGUCCAGCUGGCCCAGCUGCUACCCCCGCACAAGCCCGGGCAGCGAGCGCCCCAAGAAAGGCCCGGGCCUCGGAGAGCACGGCCAGGAGCUCCUCCGAGAGCGAGGAUGAGGACGUGAUCCCCGCUUCGCAGUGCUCGAGUCCCGCCAUUAGAGCCAGCGUGGUGACUGUGCCCAGUGCCCGCCCACAGAUCGCCCCCAGGGCCAGUAGCAGCAAGGAGCCCAAUCAGGUGUCAGAAGGCAUGAAACAGGAGGGACCACCCAGUCAGGUGACAAAGAAGAGCCCGACUUCCCUCCCGCUGACCCAGGCUGCCCUAAAGGUCCUCGCCCAGAAAGCCAAUGAGGCCCAACCUUCUCCUGCCAGGGCCCAGUCUUCAAUAGGGGUUGAUGGUGCUGUGGGAACACUUCCUGUGGCGAGCCCCCAGAGGACCAAAGUGACCAACAAGCUGAGAACACCCAAGCUUCCUGCGGGCCAGCGGGCCACAGCCACCGCCUCGGGACACUCCAAGGCCAAAGCCCCCAGGAGCUCAGAUGACAGCGAGAACAGCAGUGACAGCUCUUCAGGGAGCCCCAAGGGUGCUGGAGGGCCCCCAAAGGCCAAGUCGGCCCACAGUCUGGAGCCAGUCCCCUCUGGGAAAGAGACCUUGGUGGAGGAGACCUCUACAGAGUCCAGCGAGGAGGAGGUGGUGGCACCAUCCCAGUCUCUCCUCUCAGGGUAUGUGACCCCUGGGCUGACCCUGGCCAAUUCCCAGGCUUCGAAGACUGUUCUCAAGCCAGACUCCAGAACCUCGGUUUCCUCCACUCUGGCCGUCAAAGAUGACCCACACAGCAAGCGGGAGGCAGAGUCCCAACAAGCAGCAGGCGCCAUGUCCCCUAAAACAGGCCGAAGAGAGGCCACCUUGGGCCCCACCCCUCAGAAGCCCCGGAAGCCUAAGGAGGCCAUGAGCUCCCAGGCCUCACUGCAGAGCCACAUCACGCAGCGCCUCCUAGGCGAGCCCUGGCCACUGAGCGAGGCCCAGGUCCAGGCCUCAGUGGUGAAGGUGCUGACAGAGCUGCUGGAGCAGGAAAGGAGGAAGGCUGCCGAGGCCACCAGGGAGGGCAGCCGGAAGGGCCGAGCCGGCCGCAAGCGGAAGCUGUCGGGAGACCAGCCCGCAGCCAGGGCCCCCAAGAGCAAGAAGAAGAAGCAGCUGGUAUCUGGCGAGGGCACAGAGGGCACUGCUGCCCCAGAAAAGGCCUCCAGGACUCCUAAGGGGAAAUCAAAGAGCGACAAAGCGAGUGGUGAAGGCAAAGAGAAGAAGGGGAAGGGGGCUCCCGGCUCUGGAGGGGCCAAGGACAAGCCGGAAGGGGAGCUGGGGCUGAUGAAGGUUGAGGGUGGAGAUCUAAGUGACCCAAAGAGCAAGAAAGAGAAGAAGAAAUCCGACAAGAGAAAAAAAGACAAAGAAAAAAAGGAAAAGAAGAAGAAAGCAAAAAAGACCUCACUCAAAGACCCUGACUCAUUUCAGAAGAAAAAGAAAAAAAAGAAGAAGACAGCGGAACAGACCGUCUGAGGGCCACAGGCACAAGGCCCAGGGCUUUCUUAACCAUGCGGUGACCACCCCGUGCCUCUGACCUCUGCCCGCUAAGGUUGGAACUGAAUUUUAACUUCCCUCCCUCCACAGCAGAAGACAGCCAGCCGCAGGGUCCCAGUGUGGGCUGGGCCGAAGGGCAUAGCCCAAGACCUCACCCCCACUCUCCCCAACACCGGACGCUUCAUAGAGAUGUGUACAGUAUAUAUAUUUUUUUAAGUAACCUGCCUCUUUCUCAAACCCACCACGCCCAGAGCGUCGGGACUCUCUACCACUUGCUCCGCAGACCCCGUGAGGCCCAACCUGCAGCUCCUCGUACGCCUCUCAGUCUCCAGCUGACCCUGGGGCUUUAGCCUCCUCCUGUCAGUUUUUCCAGUUGGUUUUGGGUUUUGUUUUUGUUUUUCUAAGAACUCAGAAAAUAAAAAAAACUUGAACGGUUCAAGUUCCCAAUGUAUCUGGGGCUAAUGUUUUGCGAUGGCCUUACUCUUGGAAGGGAUGGUCCAACUAACACCGGGAGGUGAACAGCCAGCCAGGACUGCUUCCUUCUGACUAUGUAUCGAGGACCAGGAUACGAUGGCAAGUGGGACAGAGUUCGCCAGAGGAAUUGGCUCUGUGAAGCACCCUGGGUGCCUAAGUGGUGGGGAAGGCUUCCUGGAGGAAGUGACAUGUCAGCUAAAGGGGAGCUGGGGGAAGAUAGGAGCUGGUUUCUGGAUGCUGGAGCAGGGUAUGCAGAUACCCAGAGGCCAGAAAUAGAGGCCGCCUUUUGGACUCAGGACGAGCAGGGGCAGGUUCACUUGGGGGUUGUGGUACAGGAUAGCCACGGCCAUGAUGGGAGCCGGGAAGCCAGCCAGGAGUGACUGCCCUCACACCCAGCUAAUGCUCUCUGCUGGUCAGGCCAGAAGUGGAGGAGUUGGAAGGAUGUCAGGGUGCCAUCUGGGGGUCUGGGUGCUGGCUUGGGCGUGGACAAAGGUACCCAGGAUGUCUGCGCUGCCCUGGGCCAGAGCAUGGCACCCCGGAGGUCCAACGCAGUGUAGAAAAGUGCGGGGCUGGUGGUCUUGGGAGCGGCACCCUCGACUCAGGGCCUAGGCCCUGUGUCCCCACCGAGUGUUGGUCAGAACACAGCCUCAGAGUCAUGGCCGCGCUGGGCUUGAUUGAUCCACUUACCCUUUUUGAGUAUUAGUACACCUUAUACUUUAAAAUGGAGGACUUCACUGAAGGUCUUGGUUGGGGGCUCCUCUUGAAAAGCCAACAGAUUGGGCAACAGUUCCAAGCUGCCUUCCGGCAACGGCAACUAGCGCUCACUAGUGAGUGGCCAGCCCCUGGAGAGGGCCCGUUCGCCCGCUCUCCACAGUCCCCACUUCCUGCCCUCCAUCACCCCAAGGCUAAUGGGCCUGUCCUCAUGCGAGUGUUGACCGCAGUAUGGGAAUGAAGCUGGCAUGUGGGAAGUGAAAGCAGGCCCAAGAGGAGCUUGGACUUAGAAAAUGGCAAGAACCGAUUACUUUGGGGGAGUCAAGUAUCCGUGUGUGUUAAACUUGCAGCCACGUGCGUGAGUGUCCAGGGACCGCAGCCCUGGGCCCCUGGCCUCAGGCUUGUGUCUGCGCUUGGACUGUUCUCGCAGAUGACUUGGGGUGUUUGGUUACCUCUGGGGUAAAGGCGCUGGGUCCGCAGAGAAGAGCCGGAGUCCGUCUCCUACUCACUACCUUUUAUUCUGUCCUGAGCCGGGGCCCUGAGGGCCAAUGAGCUGCGGGGCUGAGCAGUGGGAACGGGCUUGGCGGAAGGUGGUUGAAGGGUUUGGGGUGGAGAGGCUGGACUCCAGGGGAGUGGCGCUGGCGGAGGGGAGAAGACUGCAGAUGUGUCCAGCCUGGGGUUUGGGGAGGGUCACCCCCUCCCCUGUGCCUUCCAUCCUCAUCCCUGAGCCUAGGUCGUGGGGCCCA